Molecule: messenger RNA, 2853 nt
Organism: Phascolarctos cinereus (koala)
Lineage: Eukaryota; Metazoa; Chordata; Mammalia; Diprotodontia; Phascolarctidae
Source: RefSeq, a predicted model, not a curated record
GAUAUUCUUUGUUAAAUAGAGCCAUAAAGAUAUUUUUUUCCAGUGGUCUCUUGAUUAUUAACAUCAACUGAGGCAUUGUCUAAAUGGAAGAGGGAUGGUGAGGUCCGUUAGAAUCUCUGUACUGCAAAUGAUAUCAAUUUAUGGUGACUGCCUAAUGCUUUACAGAGCCUCCUGAAUGAAGAACAUGCUUGUUAAAACAGAUUGGUUAAGCAAUCUUUAUAGGACAAAACAAAUAGAUAAAAACAUCUAUUAUGUAGAUAGGCAGUUAGAAGAUUUGUUGAGUUAGUAUAUCAAUAUGCCAAUAGACAAUGAGCUGGGCCUAGAAAUGAAAAAGAGGGAAAAGGCUGGUUAGAUUGCAUUUGGGAAAUGAUGUAGUGUUUUUAACAAUUCAAAACUGUUUCCUGACAGAAAAACCCUUCUUUUUACAUCAGUGUUCUUGUGUUGAUGGUUGAGGUCUCUGAAGGAUCACAGUUGUGGGUGAUAUAUGAUGGAUGCAAAUAAACUUCAACAUAUUUCCAAUUAUGAUCCAUAUUCAAGAAAUGAGAUGUAAAGUCCUCCAGUAGAAUGUAAACUCUUUGAGGUCAGGAACCAUAUUUUAUUUUGUCUUUGUAUUCCUAUCCUUAACCCAAUGCUUUUCCCAUGAUAGGUGCCCAAAAAUGCUUGCUGGAGUGGAAGUAGUUGUAUAUAUACUUAAAACAAGUGGUGUGUUUGUGACCAGAUCAAGGUCCAGCUGUGUGAAGGAUCUGAAGGAGUGGAUGCCAGACAGGUGGAAGCCCAUAGAGAAGCUCCAGAGCAUAGUUGUGGUCCCACCCAGGCCUCACCUUAUUCUCAUCCUCAGAUAUUGGGAGGUUUCCUCUUCACAGGAAGCCACACUGUUGCAUCCCCAUUCCUGAAGAAGAGGUCUCCCAUCCUCUAUGGUGUGAAGGAAUCUUCUCUAUUUGGGCUGGAUGAAGGCCCUAGAUCAAACUUCAUUUGGAGCGUGCUUGGAGUGUAUUGAAUGCUGAAGAAGUCCCUUAUCUCUGGCUUACCUCAGGUUCUUUGUGAAUAGGGGGCUGACCACAGGUCCUAGGGCCUCAGGGUAAGACUUCAAACUCUUGAGAUAUAGAAACCUGACUUCAAGCUCCAGAAGGGACUUGGUGGGUUGAUUUUAGGUUUUAGGGGCUUAGAGAGACAACUUCAGACCCCAGACUUUUGGCCCUCAAAUGUGAGGUUCUUGGAGGAGGGGAGGGAGGUCAAGAGGCAGCUAAGGCUCACCAUGGUGCUCCCACCACCAGACAAGCGCCACGUGUGCCUGACCACAGUGGUCAUCAUGAGUAGCAUGGCCUUCAUGGAUGCCUACCUUGUGGAGCAGAGCCAGGGCCCACGGAAGAUUGGCGUGUGUAUCAUCGUGUUGGUGGGUGAUGUGUGCUUCUUGCUUGUCCUGCGCUAUGUGGCCGUGUGGGUUGGGGCUGAGGUGCGUACUGCAAAGCGUGGCUAUGCCAUGAUCCUCUGGUUCCUCUAUAUCUUUGUGCUACAGAUCAAGCUUUACUUCAUUUUCCAGAACUACAAGGCUGCCCGGCGUGGUGCCGCUGAUCCGGUUGCACGCAAGGCGCUGACACUCCUAUUGUCCGUGUGUGUGCCAGGACUCUUCCUGCUGCUUGUGGCCCUGGACAGCAUGGAGUACGUGCGCACUUUCCGCAAAAAGGAGGAUCUGCGUGGCCGCCUCUUCUGGGUGGCCUUGGAUCUGCUUGACCUGCUGGACAUUCAGGCAAACCUUUGGGAGCCUCCACGCACAGGGCUGCCUCUCUGGGCUGAGGGCCUUAUGUUUUUUUACUGCUACAUGUUGCUACUUAUCCUGCCCUGUGUGUCACUCAGUGAGAUCAGCAUGCAGGGUGAGCAUAUUUCCCCUCAGAAGAUGAUGCUCUACCCUGUGCUCAGCCUGGUCACUGUCAAUGUAGUCACUGUCCUAGUGCGUGCUGCCAAUAUGGUGCUCUUCCAUGACAGCCGAGUCUCUACUAUCUUCAUUGGCAAGAAUGUGGUAGCAUUGGCUACUAAGACCUGUACCUUCUUGGAGUACCGGCGCCAGGUUCGCGACUUCCCACCCCCUCAUGGAGCACUUGCCCUUGAAUUGCAACCACCUCAACCCCCCCCACCCCAAUUGCUGCACAACUCAGUGCCUCAUGCACCACCCAUUCACAGUGGCCCUGGUGCCCCCCAUGGGCCUUCCCCUACUCGGGACACACUGGACACGUGACAGGUACUGCCUACCAUGGCCCCUGCUCAUGUGGAUGAAGCUUGGGCACAUGAAUCUAUGGAGGGACUGGUGGGUGGGCAAGGAGCACAUGUGGUUUGCAUGGGAUAGCAGGGCCAGAGCCAGAAUGGGAAGGGCUCCCACCUUCCCUACAGUCAGGCUCAGCCUGGGAUCCGUGAAGCCUCUUCAUCUCAGGAAAAAUCUGGGGUGUCCCUGAAAACCAAAUGGAUCCUCCAAUCCCUGGACCACCCUCCGGGGCCAGAGAAUUUCCCAGGGCAUUUUGAGGACUGUCAGGGCUACUUAAUCCAGGCCAGGCUAAUUGAGCUGUAGCCCUGGGAAUGAAUCCUCCUUUUACUGGAUAGAGAGGGCAAAGGGAGGAUGAGUGUUUCCCAUGUUCCCUGAAUUUAGGCCUGUGGAUCUGUCAUUUUAAAGACUCCUUUACAAUUUUCUAUUCCAAGACUGGGCUUUCAGAGUCAAUAUUCAAUAAUUUUAGGCCCCAGGGUACUUUUGGGAUUCAGAGAUUGGCUCAUAGUACAUGAGAUGCAUGUGACAGAUUGGCUCUAUGGGCUGGCGGCUGGUGGCUCUAUGGGGGUGAUAAAGAUGCAACUUCCUAUUUCUCUGUC